Tribolium madens (black flour beetle) is the source of this 3450-nucleotide messenger RNA. It is a transcript of the gene RhoGAP1A, whose product is annotated as active breakpoint cluster region-related protein. Gene Ontology annotation, biological process: positive regulation of GTPase activity; signal transduction. The record is from RefSeq and is a predicted model, not a curated record. Gene Ontology annotation, molecular function: GTPase activator activity; guanyl-nucleotide exchange factor activity. The transcript has 13 exons. Gene Ontology annotation, cellular component: membrane. Lineage: Eukaryota; Metazoa; Arthropoda; Insecta; Coleoptera; Tenebrionidae. Bases 147 to 3287 code for a protein of 1046 amino acids.
GGUUUCGUUGCAUUGGCAGUAUGAGUGAAGAUAAAUCAACUCCCUGUUAUGUCGUUGUGUCAGUCAAUUGUGUUUUUGCUAUUUGUACCAAUAAUUUAACGUAAUUAAAUUAAAUGAAGCUCUUAGUUAAUAUGAAUUGAUCAAAAAUGAGUGUUUUUAACGAUUUUCAACAAGUGUGGUUGCAAAGGUUUCCUGACAAUCCGCUACCAGGAGCAUGGGAGGAACAUGUCAAAUUGAAUUUGGCUAAACACAAACAGAAAGUGUCGAUGUUUAAGGAAGAAGUCCGCAAAGAAGAGAUUUACGUCGAGUAUUUGGAACGUCUGCUCCUUGAUAUCCAAAAACACAAGAAACAAGAGUCGGGAGAAGACGGUGAAUCAAGCAAGAGUGAAACUGGUGAUGUCACAGCUGAUAACGUAUCAAAUAGUGCACCCUCCGGGUUGAAUCUGGAAGAGUUUGAAACGUUUUCCGCAAAUAUGUGCGUGACUGAGAUUUCAAAUGUUUUGUCGAAACUCAACGCGGAACAAAGUGAAGAAGUUGAUUUGUCAAUGCCAGACCCGAGUUCUUUCGUGACGGUGAUCGAAGUCAACGGCUUGAAACCGUCAGCUAGCACUCAAACACCACCAAAGAUACCAGUAAAGCCUGAUUUUAGUAGAAAUAACAGUAUACAAGAGAAAAUCGAGCCUGAAGAGCGCGUAUCAACGCCCGAGGAGCCCUACUACGACGUUGUUGCUCCCGAAGAUCAGGACUUCAACCUGCCUGAAAGUGAUAAUUCAAGUGCUGAAAAUACUUUAAGUUCACAGGCGUCCCUCAUGCCGAAAAAAGGGUCACAAUCACCAAGUGCUUCAAACUACGUCAAUAUUGAAUACUUCAUACAGGCAAGCAAUCAGAACGAUAACGGACAUAGUAGUAGUGAUGAGGAAGGUACUGAAAUACGUCACAGAGGCAGCAACGGUUCGUACGCAAGUUCAAGUUCGUUGGAUUCAUCAACGCCCCACAGCAGACGGAAAUUUCAACCCGAGGAUCUUGAGACUGCAACUGAAAACUCACGGUACAAAUGCAUACUAAAAAAUAUUAUAAGCAGCGAGGAGGAGUACGUGGAGUGGUUGAGCGUGUCAAUGAAGUACAUGAAAGCGAUUCAAGCAACUUUGACGACAUCGCAACGAAUUAUCACAGAGACUGAAUUGAAUACGAUUUUUUAUAAGAUUCCGGAAUUGUACGGUUUGCAUUCAAGCUUUCUUGAAGAGUUGAAAAGUCAAGUGGAGAAAAACGACAAUUCGGGCAAGACGGGCGAGUGUUUCAAAACUUUGGCUUUAAAUCUGGAAUUGUACGGUGCGUUUUUGAGUAAUUACGGCCGCGCUUUGGACACUGUGCGAAAGUGCUGCGAGGCGAGUUCGCAAUUUCGCGACGUGACCAAAAACAUCACCUGCAAAUAUCUCCAGAAACAGCCGAACAAUUUGGAGGAAAUUUUACACAAGCCGGUGGCUAGAGUCCAAAAGAACGCUUUGGUUUUGCACGAUUUGUUGAAUUCCCUCCAAGCGACACAUCCCGAUCACGGUAGCCUUUCUGAAGCUUUACAAUUGACGCAAGGUUUCCUUGACCAGUUUAAUAUGAUUCAGACCAAGUCCAUGUUUCCUGUGUCCGAUCGAGCGCAAAGGCGGCUUGUCAAAAAUUCCUUUAUUGUCGAAUUCCCAGACGGUCAUCGGAAAUUGCGGCAUUUGUUUUUAUUUAAUGACGUCAUCGCGUGUGCGAAAUAUAAGCCGUCUGGUCGAACUGAAAAAUACACAUUCGAACUAAAAUGGUUCAUUCCGGUGGAAGAUAUAAUUAUUUUUCGUGAAAGCAGUCCACAACAUCACCCCGAGAACACCGUACCAAACAUUGUAAGUCUUAAAUCGCAAGCAUCAAAUGUCCGAGAUCAAUUACGUCAAGAAGAAAAAGCAUUAGAAGAUAAGAAAAUACGAAGCAGUCGAGGUUCCGACAAGUUUAAAAAACGCCUAGUGGAACUUGAAAGUCAAUUAGUUCUAGUUUCACCAAAUUUACCGUUUCGUAUUAAAAACCGCCAAACUGGAAGAAUGUACACUUUCUUCUUGUCGUCGGAAUUUGAACGCACCCAAUGGGUCGAAGCGAUACUAACGUUACAGAAAACGGGUAAACCACCGGUACCUUCACCCAAUUUUAGUAUGUUGGAGUUACAGACGUGGAUAACUGCAUGUCGGGCAUUUUUGAAGACAAACAUGGGGUCGUAUCUGCUGCGUAGUGUCCACGAUGAAAGUCUCUUAGUCGGGGAUUUACACGUGCAUAUUUUCGAAUUAACCGGUCUUGAGUAUAAUUGCGAGUUGUACGUGGUGUUCGAGGUUGAUUUCUACGGCCAUUUCUUCCAAAAAGCCAAAACCAAGGCCGUUCAGAGUUCGAACGUGUUCACGUGGGGCGAAAAAUUCGUAAUAGACCUCGAAGGGUGCGAGAAUUUACGCAUUUUGGUAUAUAGAAUGAAUGCGAUUUCAAAUGAUACACUGGUGGGGAAGUACACGCAGAAGUUGAGUCGGAGUUGGUUGAGGUCUGAGCCAGUUGAAAAGAAGUUUAAUAUAAAUGGGGCCACGUUGAGGAUGAGUUUGACGUACAUUCCGUGUGUCGUGAGUCUACGGAGACUGCCGACGGGAAAAAAUGGGGCGCUGUUCGGGGAGAAAAUUCAAAUCGUUUGCAAGCGACAGAAAAGAGACAUUCCGUUCAUUAUCACCGCUUGUAUUAAGGAAGUGGAGAGGCGAGGGAUGACAGAAGUUGGUUUGUACCGAGUUUCAGGCUCCGCGUCGGAUAUUUCCAAGCUGAAAAAAUCGUUUGAAACAAAUUCUUAUGAAGCCGAACAAUUGUUGAAAGAAGUCGAUAUCCAUUCCGUAACCGGCAUUUUAAAAUUAUAUCUGCGCGAGCUUCCCGAAGCUCUUUUCACCGACCAAUUAUAUCCAGCUCUUUCAGAGGCAUUUAACCAAAGUAACGGAAACUACACUCGCCGUAUCGAGCUGUUGAAAGGGUGUUUCGCCAAGCUUCCGCAACAAAAUAAAAUCAUUAUUAAGUUCAUUUUGGACCAUUUAAUUCGAGUACAUAAACACGAAGAGGAUAAUAAGAUGUCGUUGCAUAAUUUGGCGACGGUUUUCGGGCCGACGCUUUUAAGACCGGGCUUUAAAGCCAAUCAGAAUAGGCCGAAAGAUACGCUUUCGGCCGAAACGGUGGACGUAAUGGCGCAAGCAGGGAUCUUGUAUUGCUAUUUGCAGGAUCUUGAUUCGAACAAAAAUUGUUAAAAUUAUGUAUAUAACUACCAGUAUUGUAUUCGUAUCGUGUGAUUUUGCGGUCACUGAGACUUAUAUUUAUGCGAAAAGUAUUUUUGUAUAGUGGCUUGUCCGAAUGAAUUUUGUAUCCUAUUCAUAAGCUUUUGUAAAUAAAUACAUAUGACUAUCAAAUAAA